UUUUUCUGUAGCUGUGUGCGUGUUUCUUGUUCAAAAAGGUGUGCUCGCAUUACGUCUUUUGCAGAAAUUUACGUCUGUGCUGAAGAAUUAUUUUGCGUUUGAAGAAAAACAAUAUUUCUUUCGGAGUAUUAUUGCAAACUAAAUUAACAAAAUUUAAUUAAACAGUGCAUAUAGGAAAUUAUAACUGGAUUUAGUCAUACUGUGAGCGACGCAUUCAGUUUUAGAUUCCUUAUAAUAUAAUCUCUCUCUAGGCUCGUAUUGUAUUCAAAAAAAUUUGUGGGGCAACCGUUUACCCAAUAAAAACAAACGUUGUUUUAAUUUUUUGUAAACUCUAAGUAAAAAAACAAAUAAAAAACACAUCAAAAUGUCAACAGUCGAUAAAGAGGAAUUGGUCCAAAAGGCAAAAUUGGCCGAACAAUCUGAAAGAUACGAUGACAUGGCUCAAGCUAUGAAAUCAGUCACAGAAACCGGUGUUGAACUGUCAAAUGAGGAAAGAAAUUUACUCUCAGUAGCCUACAAAAAUGUUGUUGGUGCCCGCAGAUCAUCGUGGAGAGUAAUUUCCUCCAUUGAGCAGAAAACCGAAGCCUCCGCCAGAAAACAACAGCUCGCCCGCGAGUACAGAGAACGCGUGGAGAAGGAACUUAGGGAAAUCUGUUAUGAAGUCUUGGGUCUUCUUGACAAAUACCUUAUUCCCAAAGCCAGCAAUCCAGAAAGUAAGGUUUUCUAUCUGAAAAUGAAGGGAGAUUAUUACAGGUAUUUAGCUGAGGUAGCCACAGGAGAUGCACGCAACACCGUGGUAGAGGAUUCGAAAAAGGCUUAUCAGGAGGCUUUCGAUAUAGCCAAAAACAAAAUGCAGCCUACACAUCCCAUCAGAUUAGGUCUUGCUCUCAACUUUUCCGUCUUCUAUUACGAAAUUAUCAAUUCACCAGCGCGGGCUUGUCAUUUAGCUAAACAGGCUUUCGAUGAUGCGAUAGCUGAACUCGACACCCUUAAUGAGGACUCAUACAAGGACUCAACACUCAUUAUGCAAUUGUUGAGAGACAACCUUACCCUCUGGACUUCAGACACCCAAGGUGAUGGUGAUGAACCACAAGAAGGUGGUGACAACUAACAACCAAACUAAAUUGUUUCCUUUUUAAUGACUAUGAAAUAUUAAAAAAACAACAACAAAAUUUAAAACAAAAACAAAUAUUUUUAAACAAAACAAGAAAAUCCAAAAAAUUCAGCAGUAAAACAAAAAAUAUUUUAAUUAAAACAAAACUAAAUUAUAAAAAGCAUAAAGAACUUUUAAUAAAAAACCAACCAACAGCUAAGAAAGAAAAUAAAAACAAACAAAAAAAAUAGUCUUGGAUCUUCUACAACAACAAACAAUAAAAUAAUAACAACAACAACAAAAUACAUGGUCAAUAUUAAUUAACAAACAACAACAACGUUUUUUGGAACAAAAACUAUUGUAAAGCAAACAGAGAGCAGGUUGUUUCCACUUAAAAAUUGUAAACAAAUGAAAAAUUGUGCUAACAAAGGCCACAUGGCGGGGGAAGUUGGAAAUCUAGAUGCUUUGGUCUUUUUUUUUUAAAAAAAAAACGAAAAGUAAAGGAAUUAGGAAAUGAAAUAGGAAACGCAAUAACUGUCUUUUUUUAUGCAAUAUAUUAAAAAUAUAUUUAUAUUUUUUCUAAUUUCUUUACUUUUUCUUUGGUUAUGAACCCUUUCCCCCGCUAUUAGCCUUUAGUUUUGUUAAAACUAAUUUUCUACCUUAAUAAAAUGUAUAAGAACAAACAGCUACAACCAAUUUUAGCAAUAAAAUAAAACAAGUGCAAAAACCAACCAACAAAAAAUCAGAAACAAAACAAAAAAUCCACUGUUUUUAUGAUCUAUAUAUUAAAAUAUAUUUCAUUAUUGUAUAUUUUUACCAUAAACAUACUUAUUUUUUUUUUCUUCUAUUUCUUUGUUUGCAACAAAAAAAUCUUUAUAUAUUUUAAAAAAAAACCGAGAACAUUUUGUGAGAAAAUAUAAACAUCAUUAUAUAUAUUUUAUUUUUUGUUAGGCAGAGCAUUAUAUUAUUUAUUAUUUUUAAUAAAUAAUUUCAAUUUUGUUUUUUUUUAUAAUAACCAAAAACAAAAAACCCAAAAAACCAAAA
This is a messenger RNA of Calliphora vicina (urban bluebottle blowfly), 2137 nucleotides long. RefSeq names its product tyrosine 3-monooxygenase/tryptophan 5-monooxygenase activation protein zeta (gene 14-3-3zeta). Gene Ontology annotation, cellular component: cytoplasm. Lineage: Eukaryota; Metazoa; Arthropoda; Insecta; Diptera; Calliphoridae. The transcript is spliced from 7 exons. Gene Ontology annotation, biological process: signal transduction; intracellular protein localization. Bases 365 to 1111 code for a protein of 248 amino acids. The record is from RefSeq and is a predicted model, not a curated record.